Molecule: messenger RNA, 2963 nt
Organism: Cuscuta campestris
Lineage: Eukaryota; Viridiplantae; Streptophyta; Magnoliopsida; Solanales; Convolvulaceae
Source: the annotation of a GenBank genome assembly
ACAGAGCGGCCGAAGCGCAUCUCCAAAGUCGGUGGAGCCUUCUCAAUCAAGAAUUUCAAUUCUUCAUUUUUUUCCUUCUAGAAUCACCCUUUCUUUUUGUUUGAACAGAGAGGCCUGAAUGUGCUUCACAUUAACCGCCAGACUCCCCUUAUUUCGUCUGUUAAAUUUUCCUCAUCGCUAUACUCCUAUUUGCUAUGGUGUUGUUCUUUCAUAGACCAUGAGUUACAAUAUAUGGUUGAGGCAAGGGGGUCUCCUGAAACAGUUCUCAAUUCAAUAAUUUGUUGACACUCACAUUAAGUUCUCUCGAUUGCCUAUAGAACAAGACAAGGAAGCAGGUCGAUGUCACUGAACUUAAAGACAAACCUAUUUGGGCGCUACUGGAGUCUUACAGGGCUAAGCAAACUGAAAGUGUAUCAGGAAUUCCCACAACAGAUUGCUUAUGUCACUGAAGAGGAGAGAGUGAUGACACAGAAUGUUGUGUAUGAAUGGGGUCCUUUUAUCUGCUAUCACUGUAAGAAAAUAGGACAUCUUUCGGAGAACUGUAGAUUGAAGGAAAACAAUAAGAAGGAAGCUGCUGGCCCAAAGAAACUAGUCUGGAGAGUUAAAAAGGAUGGGAAAGAGCAUCAACUAGAGGAGAUCCUAAAGAAGGAUGAAUGUGAACAGAGCAAUGAAAAGCUGGAGGAAGAGGAGAGGAAUAAUCAAAAUAGCAAUGACAAUCUACAGAAAGAUAUUCCCCCAGAAAAUAUGGAUGAGGGAUUUACUGAAGUAUGUGGGAAAAAGGCUGCAAGGAAAUUGGUGUUAGAUGAUAGCAAAGACUAUGAUGAAAAAGGAUUGCAUAAGCAAGCUAAACAGGAAUGGAUUCUGGAGGGGGAUCAGAACUCAAGAAUUUUCUUUGCCUGGAUAAGGAAAAGGCAAAACAAAAAUACCACCACAUCUGUUAAAAACCUGGAAGGAAAGAUUGUGGAAUGCAAAGAGGCAGUAGCAGAAGCCAUCCUACAAUAUUAUCAGGAUGAAAAAUUAGUGGACUGUAUACUCAAAGCUUUAAAACACUUCUCCUUGACAACUGGACUGCACAUCAACCAAGCCAAGUCACAAAUAGUAACUGGAGGGUUAAAGGAGGAAACUGAAAGAAGGCUACUAGAGCUCACCAAAAUACCUAAGGGGGACUUUCCAUUCAGAUAUCUUGGAGGGCCCAUAACAGCAUCUAGAAUUGGACAGAGUGAGUGUGAUGCUCUGGUGGAAAAGAUCACUUGCAAGGUAAACUCAUGGGCUACAAAACACUUAUCGAAUGCAGAGAUACUGCAAAUGGUUUCCAAAUGGGCUGGAACUGAUCUUACAGCUUGCAACAUAAAGGAGAUGGAAGACAAAAUUAUGUUGGGAAGCAACAGAAAGGAGAGCAGCUUUGGUGGCAGUGUCUACUCUACCAAAAUUUCCAAGUUUGGUUACCAUCCUAUGUGUGCGUCCCUGAAGGUGACAAACCUAAUAUUUGCUGAUGACUUAAUAGUGGGCUGCAAAGCUGAUCUUAAAUCUGUUAAAGUUAUCAUGGAGGUGCUGGAAAGAUUCAACAAGUGUACAAGACUUCAAAUUAACAAGGAGAAAUCUUCUAUUGUGUUUGGAGGCUGUAAGGAGGAUCUGGAAAAGGAGAUUAUUAGUAUCACACAGAUGAAUAAAGGAAAACUUCCUUUCACAUACCUGGGAUGCCCCAUCUCAUCAUCAAGGCUAUCAAUCCAGGAUUGUGACAAGCUGGUGGAGAAAAUUUGUGCCAAAAUAACCACGUGGAGCUCUAAGCACCUUACAUAUGCAGGUAGGGUUAGGUUAAUUAAUACUGUGCUCAUGGGGAUAAUUACCUUCUGGGCUAGGAUUUUCCUAAUCCCAUCUAAGGUGAUGAAGACUAUCCAGGCAAUAUGCAGAAAUUUCCUCUGGAACUCAAAAGCAAAAUACAGUAAGGUCCCAUUAGUGAGCUGGGAAGAAACUUGUCUGCCUAAGAGAUGUGGCGGGCUAGGGUUGAGGAACAUGGUCCUAUGGAACAAGGCCUCAAUCAUGAAACUGAAUUGGGAUAUCCACAAUAAGAAAGACAUACUCUGGGUACAAUGGAUCCACACAAGAUACAUCAAAAAUGAAAACUACUGGGAAUACACCCCUAGGCCUAACUGUUGUAACUCUUGGACUCAAAUGAUGGAAGUCAGGAAUCUGUUUGCCAGUAUGCCUAGAGGGGAAAGGUACACAACACAACAGGGUUAUGAAUGGCUUCUAGGCGAACAUCCCAAACCAACUUGGACAGACUGGGUGUGGAACAGGGUAACACUGCAAAAGUGCCAGUUUAUAAUGUGGCUAAUUAUGCGUGGGCGUAUACAAACAAAAGUUAGACUGGCGCGAGUUAUGGAGGUGGACACAACUUGUUUCUUUUGCCAAAAUGGGGAAGAGGACAUUUCUCAUCUGCUUUGCAGGUGUGAGUUAGCCAAGGAAGUGUUAGGCCAUAUAGCUGAAUGGAUGCAGACAAAACUGGAAGGGGAAGAUAUAGUAGAGAUGGCAAAGGGCAUAACGAAGAACACUCCCAGGAAGAAAAGGAAGGAAGUGCUAGUGGGAUGGGCCACAACGUGCUACUAUAUAUGGAGGGCUAGGAAUUGGAAAAGGCAUGAUAAAGAGAUUCAAGUUGAGGAGAUAGUUGGAACCAUUAAAUAUCAUUGUUCUGUAUGCUUUAGUAGUUUUAAGGGUGGGUAGAGGAAGUGGUGACAAAUGAUGUGGGAGAUUGUGUAAUACUCGUUGUGUUUGGUGAUUUAUACAUAGCAUUUUCGUUUCAAAAAAAAACAAGACACCACACAGAAUGCAAGAAAAAGGAAGAAAAACAAUAUAGGGGACGAGAAUAUACCAACGAAUACAAAUCUACGAAUUAGUUCUAAGGAGAGAUACCACCAUUCACCUUGACUUUAUUGACGGAGAAUUCAUAAAUUAACUGAUAUAGA